Phytophthora nicotianae INRA-310 is the source of this 411-nucleotide messenger RNA. RefSeq lists its product as hypothetical. The record is from RefSeq and is a predicted model, not a curated record. NCBI's taxonomy places the organism in Eukaryota, Oomycota, Peronosporomycetes, Peronosporales, Peronosporaceae. The transcript has a single exon. The coding region runs from base 1 to 411 and encodes 136 amino acids.
AUGGCCUCUACGCCAGUGCAAUCCUCACCUCACCAGCUUUGCUCCGGAUGCAUGUCUUCACCUUCGAAGAACAUUGAAGAUGUGACCAUUCAGGUCAUAUCGAUGGCAGAAUUCGAGCUCGUAGCUGAUAAGCCACAAGCCGUGGAGCGUGAUGCGUCUACUCCGGCUAGCGUAGCAUCCAGAGACACGACGGAAGCCGACGAAUCUCUACCUUCCAAGCCAGUUCCUACAGUGUGGGCAAGCUCGGUGACCCACCCUUCGCCAUCUGUCACCGUUCUCGAUCUGAGAUCGCCUCCGCCCGUACAACCAUUGCCCCCCUCCCCCGGGAGAGCGUACAUUUCGGGCAAUCUGGGGUGGUUAUCCAAAUGCUACGCCUCGGACGGCUACGACGGGGAGGCGACGGUCUAUUAG